Chelonus insularis is the source of this 4666-nucleotide messenger RNA. It is a transcript of the gene GluProRS, whose product is annotated as Glutamyl-prolyl-tRNA synthetase. The transcript has 5 exons. NCBI's taxonomy places the organism in Eukaryota, Metazoa, Arthropoda, Insecta, Hymenoptera, Braconidae. Bases 207 to 4493 code for a protein of 1428 amino acids. Gene Ontology annotation, biological process: translation; prolyl-tRNA aminoacylation; glutamyl-tRNA aminoacylation. Gene Ontology annotation, cellular component: cytoplasm; aminoacyl-tRNA synthetase multienzyme complex. Gene Ontology annotation, molecular function: glutamate-tRNA ligase activity; proline-tRNA ligase activity; ATP binding. The record is from RefSeq and is a predicted model, not a curated record.
GUACGGUGUACAUAUGUACAUACAUGUACAUCGUCGAUGAAUGUGUGUCAAAGUAUUUGUGUGCAUUUCUCGUAUGCCGGUGGACACGUUCUAACCUAACAUUCUGGAAAAAUUUCAUCACUUUAAAUCUAGUUAUUAUAACUGUAACAGUAUACUGUUCAAUAAAGAAUUGUUUAACAGAAAAUCACUGAUUAACGAUUUCAACAAUGAGUCUUAAGCUUACUGCUAAUACUCAGGAUCCCCCAAUUGGAUCUUUGAUCGUGACUGAAUUAUUAUCAGAACAUAAGAAGAUAAAUAUAAAUAUAGAAUACCCCAAACCAUGGAAGUUAGCUUGUAAUGUGCAGCUGUUAAUGAAUGAUCAAGUUAUUUGUGAUGAUGAUUGCAACGUUGGACGUUAUUUAGCCAGAACUAGUGACAACAAUUUAUAUGGUGGAAAUGAAAUUACAGAUAGAACUCAAGUGGAUAGUUGGUUAUCUUUAAGUAAUGAAUCUCUGAGAAAUUUUGAGUUUAAUGCUAACUCUUUAAAAUAUUUAAAUGAUGCAUUAACAACGAAAACAUGGCUGGUAGCUAAAAAAUUAACUUUAGCUGAUAUUUAUACAUUUUCAGCACUGUUCAAAAUGAAUUAUGCCAAUGAUACUGAAUAUAUUCAUUUGAAUCGUUGGUAUAAACAAAUGAAAUCCCAUCCUAUCGUGGAAAAAGUAAUUAAUAUUGUGAAUAUAUUUUCAACAAGUAAAAAAACUGAGAAGAAAAAUAAUCAAACACAAAAGCCAAAAGAAAAAUCAAAUGCAUCUACCGGUAGAAAACAAGAAGGAAAGUUUGAAGAACUAGAGGGAGCAGAAAUGGGAAAAGUUGUUGUACGUUUUCCACCGGAAGCUUCUGGAUAUUUACAUAUUGGACAUGCUAAAGCGGCUUUAUUAAAUCAGUACUAUGCUGAUAAAUUUAAAGGACAAUUAAUUAUGAGGUUUGAUGAUACAAAUCCCGCCAAAGAGUCUGUAGAAUUUGAACAAGAGAUCCUAGAGGACUUAAAGCUGUUAGAAAUUAAACCAGAUCGCUUUACCCAUACUUCGGAUUAUUUUGAUCUAAUGUUAGACUACUGUGAAAAAUUAAUUAAAGAAGGAAAAGCAUUUGUCGAUGAUACUCCGGCACUGACGAUGAAAGAACAACGUGAGCAAAAACUUCCAAGUACCAAUCGUGACAAUUCGGUGGAAAAAAAUUUAGAAUUGUGGGAAGAAAUGAAGAAAGGCAGUGCAAAGGGUCAAGAAUGCUGUGUACGAGCUAAAAUUGACUAUCAAUCUGUCAAUGGGUGCAUGCGAGAUCCAACAAUCUAUCGUUGUAAACCCGAACCGCAUCCUAAAACAGAUAGAAAAUAUAAUGUAUAUCCUACUUACGAUUUCGCUUGUCCAAUAGUUGAUGCAAUUGAAAACGUAACACAUACUUUACGUACAACUGAAUAUCAUGAUCGUGAUCCUCAAUUUUAUUGGUUUAUAGAAGCUCUAGGAUUACGCCGUCCUUAUAUUUGGGAAUACUCGCGCUUAAAUAUGACCCAUACAGUCUUAUCAAAGCGGAAAUUAACAUGGUUUGUGGAAAAUGGAUUAGUUUCUGGUUGGGAUGAUCCUCGAUUACCUACUGUAAGAGGAAUUUUACGACAUGGGUUAACUGUAGAAGGAUUAAAACAAUUUAUCAUUUCUCAAGGAAGUUCCAAAGCUGUUGUCUUUAUGGAAUGGGAUAAAAUAUGGGCUUUUAACAAAAAAAUUAUUGAUCCAAUUGCUAUUCGUUACACUGCAUUAAAUGAAGAUGAUUUAGUUGUAGUAAAUGUUAAAGGAGCAAAAAGAGAUUUCAUAGAUGCACAAAAUCAUCCAAAAGAUCCUACAAAAGGAACUAAAAAAGUAUUAAUAAACAAAAAAAUUUUUAUUGAAAGAGUUGAUGCUGAAACUCUUAAAGUUAAAGAAAAUGCUACUUUCAUCAAUUGGGGAAAUUUGAUGAUUACCAAUAUUAAAAGAGACAAUGGAAAAAUUGUUGACAUUGACGCUGAUUUGAAUCUCGACAAUAAAGAUUUUAAAAAUACAGUGAAAUUAACAUGGUUAGCAGUUGAUGAUGAAGAUAAAGAAAAUGAAGAUUCCAGUUUUAUUCCCUGUGUUGCAGUUUAUUUUGAUCAUAUCAUCACCAAACCAUUGUUAGCGAAAGACGAUGAUUUCAAAGACUUCGUAGCUAAAGAUACUAGGAAAGAGGUCAAAUUGUUAGGAGAAGCAGAAUUAAAAAGGGUGAAGAAAGGAGAAAUUAUUCAACUCCAAAGAAAAGGAUUUUUCCGAUGUGACGUUCCCUAUGCUCCAAUGAGCGACUUGACGUCUCGAGUGCGUCCAUUAAUACUUUUCUUUGUACCAGAUGGUCACGUUACAACUUCUACAUCAUCAACAACGGCUACAACCAAAGAAGUUGAUAAUAAAUCACAGAAAGUGACUACUUCUAAAGAAAAUUCGGAGAAAGUUGCAUCAUUGACAGAUUCUAAUUUACUAUCUGAAAAAAUAAAAGAUCAAGGAAAUAAAGUAAGACAAUUGAAAAGUGAUAAAGCGGACAAAAAAUUAAUUGACGCUGAGGUAAAAACAUUGUUAUCACUUAAGAGUGAGUUCAAAAGUUUAACUGGUGUUGAUUGGAAGCCGGAUAUUGAAAUAAAACCAACAGCAAUGACGAACGAGACCGCAGAAAUAUUAAAUCAAAAGAUUACAGAUCAAGGUAAUAAGGUACGUCAAUUAAAAUCUGAGAAAGCUGAUAAAGCUAAAAUUGAUACUGAAGUAAAGGUUUUAUUAUCACUGAAAAAUGAUUAUAAAACAUUAACGGGUCAAGAAUGGAAACCAGCAGCAGCAGAAGCAGAUAAAGGGAAAAAAUCUAAAGCAGCGGAACCAGCGAAGAAACAAAAAGUAAAAGAAGAAAAGAAAGAAAAACCUAAAGAAACAGCCGACAAUUUAAAAACAGGUACAAGACUAGGUUUAGAAGCUAAGAAAAGUGAGAAUUUAUCAGAUUGGUAUUCUCAGGUGAUAACUAAAGGUGAAAUGAUUGAGUACUAUGAUGUUUCCGGCUGCUAUAUACUACGUCCUUGGAGUUAUUCCAUAUGGGACGUUAUUAAAGACUUUUUCGAUUCUGAAAUAAAAAAGUUAGGUGUUCAAAAUUGCUAUUUUCCUAUUUUUGUGAGUAAAUCUGCUCUAGAACGUGAAAAAACACAUAUUGCUGAUUUCGCUCCAGAAGUUGCAUGGGUAACAAAAUCCGGAGAAUCAGAUUUAGCUGAACCAAUUGCAAUCCGACCUACUUCUGAAACUGUUAUGUAUCCUGCAUAUGCAAAAUGGCUUAAAUCGCAUCGAGAUUUACCUCUAAAAUUGAACCAAUGGAACAACGUUGUCCGCUGGGAGUUCAAACAUCCUCAACCAUUUUUAAGAACAAGAGAAUUUUUAUGGCAAGAAGGGCAUUCAGCAUUUUUAAAUAAAGCCGAAGCUGAUGAGGAAGUUCUCACAAUUUUAGAGCUUUAUGCAAGGAUUUAUGAAGAGUUACUAGCCAUCCCAGUAGUUAGAGGUCGAAAAACUGAAAAAGAAAAAUUUGCUGGUGGUGAUUACACUACAACUGUUGAAGCCUUUAUUUCAGCAAGUGGAAGAGGAAUUCAAGGUGCUACAAGUCAUCAUUUGGGCCAAAAUUUCUCAAAAAUGUUUGAUAUAAAAGUAGAAGGUGUUGUAGAAGGUAGUGAGAAAACUUUUGUUUAUCAAAACUCAUGGGGAAUUACCACAAGAACUAUUGGAGUGAUGGUAAUGGUUCAUGGAGAUGAUAAAGGAUUAGUUAUACCACCAAAAGUAGCUUCAGUUCAAGCAAUUAUUAUUCCAUGUGGAAUAACAGCAUCAACAACUACUGAAGAAAGAGACAAAUUAAUGUCUGAAUGUCUUAAACUUGAAAACGAACUGAAAAAAGAUGGAAUUAUUCGAGUUAAAGGAGAUUAUCGUGAUAACUAUAGUCCAGGAUGGAAAUUCAAUCAUUGGGAACUCAAAGGUGUUCCCUUGAGAAUCGAGUUAGGAUUCAAAGAUUUAGAAAAAUCACAAAUAACAUUAGUGAGAAGAGAUAACGGUCAACGAUUAACAGCUAAUCGUAAUCAUGCUCAUAACUUUAUUAUUGAUCUAUUGGACAAGGUACAGAAAAACAUGUUUGAUAAUGCGAAAUUAGAUUUAGACUCGCAUACCAAGAUCUGUAAAAACUGGAGUAAUUUCUGUGGAACAUUAGAUGACAAAAAUUUAAUAUUGGCUCCAUUCUGCGGGGAUAUGGAAUGUGAGGAUAUUAUUAAGAAAGAUAGUGCUAAGGAAGAUCCUGGUGAAGAGCCUGGUGCUGCUGCCAUGGGAGCUAAAAGCCUUUGUGUUCCAUUUAGUCAACCCAAAGAUGAAAAAUUGGAUAAUUUGAAAUGUAUACGUCCUGCUUGUGGUAAAAAGGUUCAAUUUUGGACUCUAUUUGGACGUAGCUAUUAAAACUCCAUUGAAAUAGUUGAAGGCUUAUAUUGUUAAAAUUUGCUAAGAACUUCUUCCAACUUCAAACUCUUUGUAUGUGAAUUAAAAGUUAAUUGACAUUUUUUUUGGAAGACUCGGAUUUUUGUUUGUAAUGAUAAUAUUCAUAUUUUUGGUAUGUAAACAAAUAACUUUGA